Messenger RNA from Blepharisma stoltei, 1366 nucleotides. The record is from the annotation of a GenBank genome assembly. NCBI's taxonomy places the organism in Eukaryota, Ciliophora, Heterotrichea, Heterotrichida, Blepharismidae.
AUGUCAAUAAGGGUCAUUUUAUAUUAUACAACUCUAUUUCUUGCAAUUGCUGCUGGAUCAUCAGCUGCUGCAGCAUUUGAAAAAAUAGUAUCAGUUUCUCCUUAUAUGAAGUCUUGUUGGCGUUUACAACUAACAGCUCUAUUUCAAUUUAUUCCAGGCUUCUUUGAAUGCUUUAACAAUUGGCAAGAAUCUAAACAGAUGAUAAUCAGAUUUUGGCCAGUCUCCAGAAUAUCUGGGAUUUGUCUUGCUGCUUUAUUUUGUCUGUGGUGUGUCAGCUUAAAUCUGACUUCUGUUUCACACUCUUUAUUAUUUUUAUCAGCAAGUCCUUUAGUUAUAGUCGCUAUUUUCUUUUUUAAGUGCGAAAAAAUUUCUGUUUUUGAAAUUUUAGGAGUUGCUGUAGGCUUUCUGUUAGAGGAAAGACUUAGGCUAGAUUCAGCUAUUUUUAUAAAACUCGCCCAUAAGGUCGAGGAGGGAGGGCGGAUUUCCGGCCCAUCUAAAUAAAUCCCUCCCUACUGUAGGCUUUUUGGGGCUUUCAGUGUGCAUUUUUGAAAGCAAAGGAAGUGAGAGUUCAAGCUGAUAUGGAGAUGCUCUAGCUUUUGGCUGUGCAAUUGCAUUGGCGAUUUAUAUUUUAAUUAACAAGACAGUUAUGACGAGUGAAGCUCCCUUAUGAACUUAUCUUGCUAUAGUAAAUUUGCAGGCAGCAAUAAUAUCUUAUAUAUGUGCUCUUAUUUCUGGAGAUGAGCCAAUUGCAGGAAUUCAAUGAAUUUAUACCGAUGAUUGACUUAUGGCUAUGUAUUUAGGUUUAAUCCCAGGGGCAUUGGGCAAUGCUGCUUUUACACAUCUCAUUAACUUCCUCCAUGAUUGACAAGAAAAAUCUCUAUGAGGGAGCAAUAUUUGUUUAAUAUAAACAUUUUUACCUUUGAUAUAUUACUAAUAAUUAUUAUAACUAAAACACUAUUUAGCUCUACUAGUUUUAAAGAUAAAUUGAUAAAUAAAGCUAUAAUUUUGUAUUAGUUUUAUAAAUUGUUUAGAAAAGCAAAGUUUAAUAUAAAUCUAUAUAAACAAUUUUUUGAAAAAAUAAAAAUUAGCAUAUCUGUGGAGGAAGGGGAGUAAGCAUAUACCAGCAUUGGUGAUAUCUGUAUUUAUGAAUUUUCAACCUUUAAUAGGAUCAUUUAUUGGGUGAUGUGUUGGGAUAGAAGGUAUUCCUUCAAUUUACACAUGAAUGGGAGGAAUUAUUGUAAUUAUUGGAAAUACCAUUGUUUCUAUAUCAUCUGCAAGGAAUAGGAAAACAGAUAAAAGGCAAUUGCUUAAGGGAAAAAAUGAAUUAGCAAUGCCUUUGGUAGAUUUUAAAUCUAUUAAAGUUUAA